UGCAAUCUUAAAACAUUUUAGUUUACUCAAAGCAACCUAAGCGAUUAUGUCGAUGUUUUAUAAAAAUAAAUAUUUAACACUAUUUUUUUAUUAUUUAAUAUUAAAAAUUGUAGGAACAUCAUCAGUAACGUAUGAUCAACGACAAACUGGUGAUCUUAAUUUUCAGCUUGAUGUUAAAAAUGUUCAGGUCGUUGCACUUGUCAAUAAAGAUGUCUUGGAUGACUAUGUGGAUUAUGAUUAUGCUUAUGAUUAUGCUGAUUUUACAAUUAAACCAAUAGUCAAACCAACAUCAUUACCUGGUAGUUCAACAGUCAAACCAUUGGUUACUUGGCCAACUAAUUCACCAACAAAUUUAUCAACAACAUUAUCAAGUAUUAAUUAUGAUAAUUCAACAACAAUUUCUUCAAUUGAAAAUACAAAUUCAACAAUGUCUUCAAUUGAAAAUUUAAAUUCAACAAUUUCUUCAAUUGAAAAUUUAAAUUCAACAACAAUUUCUUCAAUUGAAAAUACAAAUUCAACAAUAUCUUCAAUUGAAAAUACAAAUUCAACAACUAAUAAUAUUGCUGAUACAAUAUCAAUAACUGAAAGUUCAUUGUUUAAAUUAAAUUUAAAAAAUCCAUGUCGUAAUGGUUAUCAUAAAACCUCAAAAGGAAGAUGUAGAAAAAAUUUAAGACAUCGUUUAUCAUUAUUACCAUGGUCAUUAAAACUUGCUCCAAGAAAUUCACCACAAUUUAUUCAAGAAUUUUAAAUAAACAAAGUUCAAAAAAAAAAAAAAAGUACAUAAAACUUG
Messenger RNA from Aphidius gifuensis, 790 nucleotides. RefSeq names its product actin-related protein 8-like. Bases 47 to 748 code for a protein of 233 amino acids. The record is from RefSeq and is a predicted model, not a curated record. The transcript has 3 exons. Lineage: Eukaryota; Metazoa; Arthropoda; Insecta; Hymenoptera; Braconidae.